This is a messenger RNA of Corylus avellana, 1157 nucleotides long. It is a transcript of the gene PYE, whose product is annotated as basic helix-loop-helix (bHLH) DNA-binding superfamily protein. The record is from RefSeq and is a predicted model, not a curated record. Gene Ontology annotation, molecular function: protein dimerization activity. Lineage: Eukaryota; Viridiplantae; Streptophyta; Magnoliopsida; Fagales; Betulaceae.
AAGCACGCGUUUGGAUUUCUCUCUCUCUCUCUCUCUCUCUCUCUCUAAAAGCCCUAAAUUUCAUCGUCAAUUAUACGAUUCCCCUGUGUGUUUUUUUUUUUUUUUCCCCUGUUCUUCGUUUUUGCAUUUCUUAAGGUUUGUCAGAAACCGCUUUCUUCAGGAACUGUCUGUGGCUGGGUUGGUUGGGUUGCUGCUGGGCUUUUGAUCUGGAGGUAUCAAUAUUUUGAAUUCUCCGCUGGCGUUUAAUUCAUCGAGACGAGCAUGGACUCGGAAGCUCACAGCGCAUUGGUUGACAAGGUCAAUGUGGUGGUGGAGGAUUCUAUGAAUAGGACUUGUCCUGGCAAAAAGAAUAAGGGGAAAGUUCCUAAAAGAAUACAGAAGGCUGAGAGGGAAAGAUUGAAGCGUGAGCAUUUGAACGAGCUUUUUCUAGACCUGGCCAGUGCACUCGAACUGACCCAGCAGAACACUGGAAAGGCCUCUACAUUGUGUGAAGCUACUCGACUAUUGAAAGACUUGAUAGGCCAGAUUGAGUGUCUCAAAAAGGAGAACGAAUCUCUCUUGUCUGAAUCUAACUACGUGAGCAUCGAGAAGAAUGAGCUAAGGGAGGAGAAUUCUGCCCUAGAAAAUCAGAUUGAGAAACUGCAGAGUGAGCUAAAAGCGAGGGUGGCCCAGUCUAAACCUGACCUAAAUGUAUCACCUCCUGAAUUUCAGCAACCAGAAUUGACAUCACAUUUUCCGGGAGACUGUCUGAGAUUGCCUGCUGUAGAACCCUCAUUGCAGCAAGCAUCCGCCGUCUUUGUCCUCCCCAUUGGUCCAGAUCCCCAAGCUUAUCCGUUGCCUGAUGUUUCCCAGCUGACAUCUAAGCCCAACUCAAAUGUGAGCAAACCACAUGCUAGGUACCCAACUCCGGCGGAUUCUUGGCCGUCGGAACUUCUCAGGCAGCAGGCAACAGCAACGAAGGAAUUUCAACUUAGUGGUAGCAAUUGUACUGGGGAAGAUGGCACUCGAAACAUUUGACUUUUGUCCUCCUCGCUAAUCUGUAGCUGUGCAUUUCCUCUCCGUGUUUUUGAUUAAUUGGUUAUGCCCAUUUGGAGGGUUGUGUAUCAAUAUGGAUAAGUAGUGAUUAGUAUACCGUUCUGAGGUGAACUGGGUCAACU